This is a messenger RNA of Necator americanus (New World hookworm), 3936 nucleotides long. RefSeq lists its product as uncharacterized. Gene Ontology annotation, cellular component: membrane. Bases 1 to 3936 code for a protein of 1311 amino acids. Gene Ontology annotation, molecular function: ATP hydrolysis activity; ABC-type transporter activity; ATP binding. NCBI's taxonomy places the organism in Eukaryota, Metazoa, Nematoda, Chromadorea, Rhabditida, Ancylostomatidae. The transcript has 34 exons. Gene Ontology annotation, biological process: transmembrane transport. The record is from RefSeq and is a predicted model, not a curated record.
AUGAAAAAUUGGCGGUGGUCUGUUACGUCAUCAAUUCUAGCAAAUGAGGAACAUCUUCCUACUCGCCAUAAAGUCACAGUCGACAGUGAUCAAGCGAAAACGAUCAAUCGAACGAGGAUGAUCAGUGUCACGUCGAAGACCGUUGAUGGAAUCUCACCAAUGGAUCAACCACGUUUUUCUAAGGGGAAGAUGAAGAAAACGCCUGCUACCGCUGGUCUGUUUGAUGUGAUGCGAUAUUCUGACUGGAAGGAUUAUCUACUUCUUAUUUGUGGACUAUUACUGAAUUUUCUCAAUGGAGCUGUUAUACCAUUCAACUCUUUUGUUUUUAAAGGGAUGUGCGACACGUUAAUAUCUGGAGAGCGGGAUCACGCGAACGGAGAACUCGACAUAGAUCAAUUCACGAGAGAUGUUUUAUACUACUGCAGUCUAUACUUUUAUCUGGGAAUAAUACUUUUGUUGUUGGGAUAUUUCUCGAAUGCUGCUCUCUUCACAUUGUGCGAACGUCGUGUGCAUUGUAUUCGAGGGAAAUACCUUAGAGCGGUAAUGCGUCAAGAUAUGGAAUGGUUCGAUACGCAACAUGCGGGAGCGUUAACCACCAAGAUGAGCAGUGGAAUCGAACGUAUAAAGGAUGGAAUCGGUGACAAAUUGGGGCUGAUUUUAUCAGCUAUAGGAACGUUCAUUUGCGGAGUUACACUUGGUUUCUGUUUGAGCUGGCAGAUGACGUUGGUAAUGUUAUUCACGGUGCCUGUGCUACCUGGGGCUAUGUACGUUUCAGCCAAGUUACUAUCGAGGGCUGCAAAAUCGGAAACCUACGCAUAUUCGACAGCAGGAGCGCUGGCUAAUGAGGUGAUCGCAGGGAUUCGUACCGUAAUGGCCUUCAACGCUCAACCUAAUGAAAUUCACCGCUAUGAAAAAGAGCUAAAGACGGCGCGGAGGCUCGGUAUCCGUAAAGCCAUCACUCUUGCAUUUUUUGCAGCAGUUCCCCUGUUCCUAAUGUUUGCAGCGAUGGCUGUUUCCUUCUGGUACGGUACAAAGCUAGUUGUGGAUGGAGUGAUGACACCUGGAACAGUAUUCAGUGUUUUUUGGGCGGUAGUAUAUGGUACUAGAAGGUUGGGUGAUGCACUUCCUCAAAUGAGUGUGAUUGUUGGUGCAAAAUUGGCAGUUGCUGACAUAUUUUCCAUUAUUGAUAGGGUGCCAGACAUUGACAGCAUGGAGUUAGAUGGUUUUACUCCGGAAGAAAUCACGGGACGUCUAACAUUCACACACGUUGACUUUUCUUAUCCCACAAGACCAACGGUGAAAAUUCUCGAUGACGUAAGCUAUGAGGUGAAUCCUGGAGAGACAGUAGCUUUAGUAGGACAUUCCGGUUGUGGGAAAUCAACGAUGGUCGGACUUUUGUUGCGAUUCUAUGAGCAAAUUGCAGGAGUGAUUUCCCUUGACGGAAUUCCACUUCGGGACUAUAACAUCACUUGGCUCAGAAACACUAUCGGUGUCGUCCAGCAAGAACCUGUGAUUUUCGUCGCAACUGUGGCAGAAAACAUUAGGAUGGGUGAUGAUACUCUGACUGACGAGGAUGUGGAAGAAGCUUGUCGACUUGCUAACGCUCUCGGAUUCAUUAGGAAGCUUAGCGAUGGUUUCGAUACCGUAAUCGGUGAGGGAGCCGUGCAGCUUUCCGGUGGACAAAAACAACGCAUCGCCAUAGCGCGCGCACUCAUUCGCAAGCCACUGAUACUUCUUCUCGACGAGGCCACCAGUGCGCUGGACUCAGAAAGUGAGCAUGCUGUGCAAGAAGCUCUUGAUAAGGCGCGGCAAGACCGAACAACGCUUUGCAUCGCUCACAGGCUCUCCACUGUCAGAAAUGCCGACAAAAUUAUCGUUUUAGAGGAAGGACGCAUUGCGGAAAUGGGAACUCAUGAUGAGCUCAUGGCGAUUGAAGACAGCAUUUAUUCCGGAAUGGUGAAAGCUCAGGAAAUCGCUAAAGGCCAAGAAGACACCACACUUGAUGAUGUGGAUCCGGUAGAAAUAAGACGAGCAGUCACUAGAGAAAAGCAGUCCACCGAAGAAGAGACACAAGCUCGCGCAAGCCUGGCCAGGGAAUCCGCUAGGAUUCGACAAAGUAUGAUUAGCACUUCGACGCACGAAACCGAAUGGGAAAUUGAGAGUGCUCGUGAGGAUAUGCUGGAAGAAGGCGCUAUGGAAGCUUCACUUCUCGAUAUUUUCUCCUAUGCGAAACCAGAGCUUCCAAUGGCUUUGGUGGCUCUGAUCAUCACAAUAAUACGUGGAUUGACAUGGCCACUGUUCUCUAUUGUUUAUGGAAAAUUUUUCUUGUUAUUAUCGAGUUCUGAUCCUGAAACUCUAGCUAGCGGCAGUGUCACUAACGCAAUUCUCUUCAUGGCACUUGCUUUUGUCUCCGGAAUAACUACUUUCUCUUCUGGAUCGCUGUUCGGUAUCACUGGAGAGAAAAUGGCAAUGCGAUUAAGGAUGGACGUCUUCAAGAAUAUUAUGCGCCAGGAUGCCUCCUAUUUCGACGAUCCGAAACACAACACAGGAGCUUUGACAACACGUUUAGCUACAGAUGCGCCGAAUGUGCAAGCGGCCAUUGACCAGCGUCUUGCUGAGGUAAUGCAAGGGAUUUCCGCCCUCAUAGCAGGCAUUAUCAUUGCAUUCUGCUAUGGAUGGAACGUUGCACCAUGUGGUUUGGCCACUGCUUUGUUUCUAGUGAUCACUCAGUCAUCUGUCGCUCAAUACCUUAAAUUCCGAGGACAAAAGGACUUGGAUUCGGCAGUGGAAGCAAGCAGAAUAGUGACCGAAUCAAUAUCAAACACAAAAACCAUUCAAGCCUUGUGCAAAGAAGGAUAUAUGUACGACGCAUAUUGCGCUGCUGCUCGCGAACCCCAUAGAAGAACUCUAGUUCGAGGCCUAUGGCAAUCGUUAUCUUAUGCACUGUCGAACAGUUUCGUAGUGAUGAACUUCGCAAUCGCCUAUGCUUUCGGUUUGUGGUUGAUCAAAAAUGGAUGGAGCACCCCGUUCACUGUGUUCCAAGUGAUUGAGGCACUGAACAUGGCCUCAUACAGCAUGAUGACCGCCGCCUCCUACUUUCCAGAAUACAUUCGUGCUAGAAUUUCAGCCGGUGUAAUGUUUACCAUGAUGCGGAGGCGACCAAAGAUUGAUAACAUGAGCCAUCAAGGAGAGAAACCGGACAUCAAAGGAGACAUCAGCCUCAGGAAUGUCUAUUUUUCUUAUCCGGCACGACGGCGAGCGCUUGUCCUGCAGGGAAUGAAUCUUACGGCAAAGCACGGCCAAACUGUCGCCCUUGUCGGCGCCAGCGGCUGCGGAAAGAGCACUGUAAUUCAGCUCGUUGAACGCUUCUAUGAUGCAUUAUGCGGCAUUGUGAGUAUCGACAACUAUGAUAUCCGUGAUUUAUCGAUCCGUCAUAUAAGAGAACGCAUGGCACUUGUCGGACAAGAACCUACACUGUUCAACAUGACAAUACGCGAGAACAUUAUGUACGGUUUGGAUCGAUGCUCGAAAGAAGAGAUAGAAUAUGCUGCUAGCCUUGCCAACAUCCACGACUUCAUCGUUAGUCUACCUGAGGGCUACAACACAAUGGUUGGCGCCAAGGGUGGCUUGUUAUCUGGUGGACAAAAGCAACGUAUUGCUAUUGCCCGAGCUAUCGUCAGAGACCCGAAGAUACUACUGCUUGACGAGGCCACCAGUGCUUUGGACACUGAAAGCGAGAAGGUGGUGCAAGAAGCUCUUGAUAAAGCACGGCAAGGUAGAACUUGCUUAGUGAUCGCUCAUCGGCUAUCGACAAUCCAGAACGCCGACGAAAUAGUAGUGUGCCGUGAAGGCCGCGUCGCUGAACGUGGAACUCACCAAACAUUAUUAGCACGGAAAGGUAUCUACUAUAAGCUUGUUGAACGACAGAAUCGCUGA